AACCUUUAUAUAAAAUUUUCUAAAGUGGAUGUUUUUUUUGACCCUGAUGUUUUUUUGACCCUGACACAGACAGACAAACUAUUUUCUUUCAUAUGACCCUCCUUUCAGUCGAGGGAAUAAUAAUAUAAUUUCAAUAAGACUUCAUUAUUUAUGAUGUGUAAUGAUUAAAUUAGUUCAUAUUGUCUUCAACAUUUUAAAAAUAUAUAUAUAUAUGAAGACGGAUAUUUUGUUUGCAUCUGUAGUUUAUUAGAGUGUUCUCAAAAAAUGUGAGGAAAUUAAGUUAGAUUUUAACUUUUGACAUUGUUCAUCUCUGUUUCAAAUGAAUAAGGAAAAUUUUGUACUGCUACAUUAAAGUGCACAUUCCACUUAAUAUUCACAAAUAUAUAUAGACAGGUACACUUUAGAGGAAACAAGAAAAAAGAAUAAAUAUACUAACCGUCACACAUCAGAACCAAACAAGUCUUAUGGAAAUUUUAUUAUUAUGAUAUUAGUUGAAGAAUGGUUAAGUAUCAGAGAAAUGUAGAACAUUGUUUCUAUUAUCAAACCAUAUAGAUAGAAACUUUCUUUAAGAAAUGAAAAUAUUUUCGUCAUUACUUUUGUUAUGUUCUUAGUAGUUAUUAAAGACAUCAUUUCUGUAUGGUGUUAUUGGUUUUUUCAAAAAAAAAACCAAAACAAUUUUAAUAAAAAUGAUAUUCACAUAAACAGUUUUAGACAAAAAAAAAACAAAUCAAAUUUUCUUUGUAACCGACAGACUAAUCGGAUAUCAUAUAGAAUAACGUCCGCCUAAAAUAUCGGUACUCAUUAUUUUUGCUGUUGAAAGAUAUUCUCUGUUAAUAAAUUUAAAAUUUUCUACAGAGUUUAUGAAAAACUCAACAGCAAAGAUUCGAACUUCAAUACUCAAGCUUAAUAAUGCAUUAAACCAUUCGAUUAAACGUAUUGUUUGAAAUAUUUUUAGUGAUGUAGAAAAUAAUGAUGAAUCAAAUCCAAAUGAACUUUCAUCACAAUCAGGAUAUAAACGUCAAGUAACUUUUAAUUCAACAAAAGAGAUUAAUUCAAAUGAAAAUUCAUCAUCAUUAUCUCGAUCAAUAUCUUCACCAUCGAAAGCAAAUCGACGACGUUUACGUACAACAAGUCGUUCAGUUGAUGAACGUGUCAAAGUUCUUGGUCGAAAUACAAUCUAUACAGCAGGUCGUCCAGCAUGGUAUGAUGCAAGUGGUGAAAUAAAAGAAGCCUUUGUUAUUGGUAUUGGUGGUGGAAGUGCAAGUGGUAAAACAACUGUAGCACAACAUAUUGUUGAAAAAUUAAAUAUACCUUGGGUUACUCUUUUAAGUAUGGAUUCAUUUUAUAAAGUUUUAACUGAUGAACAACAUGAACAAGCAAAAAUAAAUAAUUAUAAUUUUGAUCAUCCGGAUGCAUUUGAUUUUGAUCUACUUCUUGGAACAUUAAAAAAUCUCAAACUCGGCAAACAAGUUGAAAUUCCUCUAUAUAAUUUUACUACUCAUUCUCGUGAAGCAUAUACAAGAAUGCUUUAUGGUGCUAAUGUUGUUAUAUUUGAAGGAAUAAUGUCAUUUUUUAGUAACGAUAUUCGUGAGAUUCUUGAUAUGAAAAUAUUUGUUGAUACUGAUGCUGAUAUUCGUCUUGCACGUAGACUUGAACGAGAUAUUGCAGAACGUGGACGAGAUAUUGAAGGUGUUAUACAACAAUAUACACGUUAUGUUAAACCUUCUUAUGAUCAUUAUAUUGCACCAACGAUGACUUUUGCUGAUAUAAUUGUUCCAAGAGGCGGUGAAAAUCAAAUAGCCAUUGAUUUAAUUGUACGUCAUGUCAAUCGAGAACUUCAAAAACGUGGUGUAAAAGUUCGAAAUGAACUUGUUCAUAGAUUUGAUUUUAUGUGUGGUUUACCAAUGCCUGAAACAUUUUAUAUUGUUGAACAAACAGCACAAAUCAAAUAUCUUCAUACAAUUGUUAGAAAUAAAGAUACUGAUCGUGAUGAAUUUAUUUUUUAUUCAAAACGUCUCAUGCGAAUAUUAAUCGAAUAUGCUUUAUCUUUAUUACCAUUUGAAGAUGUUGUUGUUGAAACACCACAAAAACUUUUAUAUAAAGGAAAGAAACAUCUAUAUACUGAAAUUUGUGGUGUAUCUAUAGUUCGAGCUGGUGAAUGUUUAGAACCUGCAUUAAUUGAAGUACAUAAAGAUGCUAAAAUUGGUAAAAUAUUAAUUCAAACAAAUCAAUCAACUGGUGAACCAGAACUUCAUUUUCUUCGAUUACCUCGUGAUAUUGCUGAUGCUUAUGUAUUGAUUCUCGAUGCUACUAUUGCAACUGGAGCAGCUGCAUUAAUGGCUAUACGAGUUUUAUUAGAUCAUAAUGUUCCAGAAGAUAAAAUUGCUCUACUUUCAUUAUUAGUAUCAAAACAAGGAGUUCAAACAGUAGCUUAUGCAUUUCCAACAGUAAAAAUAGUGACAACAGCAUGCGAUACUCAACUCGAUCAAAAUACUGGUUUUAUAUGUCCUGGUUUGGGUAAUUUUGGUGAUCGAUAUUUUGGAACAGAUUUAAUUGGAUAUACAUCAGAUACAGAUGAUAUAAUAACAACUAUACAUGGAAACAAUAGUUUUCAACCUUGUACACCAGAUUCACCAUUAUCUGGUCGGGGAAUAUUACUGAAUAAUUAUGAUUGA
Messenger RNA from Rotaria sp. Silwood2, 2675 nucleotides. The record is from the annotation of a GenBank genome assembly. Lineage: Eukaryota; Metazoa; Rotifera; Eurotatoria; Philodinida; Philodinidae.